Messenger RNA from Arachis duranensis, 4284 nucleotides. Its product is annotated as ABC transporter B family member 19. The transcript is spliced from 9 exons. Bases 323 to 4018 code for a protein of 1231 amino acids. NCBI's taxonomy places the organism in Eukaryota, Viridiplantae, Streptophyta, Magnoliopsida, Fabales, Fabaceae. Gene Ontology annotation, biological process: transmembrane transport. The record is from RefSeq and is a predicted model, not a curated record. Gene Ontology annotation, cellular component: membrane. Gene Ontology annotation, molecular function: ATP hydrolysis activity; ABC-type transporter activity; ATP binding.
UCUUUCUCUCUCUCGAAAAAAAAAAUGAAGAAAGCUUUCUUUGACCACUGUCUCUAACAACUCACUCAUUACUUCACACUUCACACUCUCUUCACUCAUCAAUCAUCGUCAUCACCACACUCUCCUUUCCUCACUUACAUUCAACAACACCAAAAAACCGUUGCUAUUUCCCUCUCUUCAGAUCUUCAUCUUCUUCACCUUCAUUCAUUCAUUCAUUCAAAUCCCCACCAAAGUUCCAUCAAUAAAGACCACAUUUUGCAACAACACAGACACACCCUUUUCCUUUUCCUUUUAAGAGUGAGGAGCUUCUUCUGUUACUGCCAUGGCUGAAGGUGUUAGUGAAGCAAACAAUACUAAAGCGUCGCCAUCGCCAUUGCCACCAGAAGCAGAGAAGAAGAAAGAACAAAGCCUACCAUUUUUCAAGCUCUUCUCAUUUGCAGACAAGUAUGACUACAUGCUCAUGAUCUCUGGAACCAUCGGCGCCAUUGUUCAUGGCUCCUCCAUGCCCGUUUUCUUCCUCCUCUUCGGUCAAAUGGUCAACGGUUUUGGUAAGAACCAAAUGGACCUUAACAAGAUGACUCAGGAAGUCUCAACGUAUGCUCUUUACUUUGUGUACCUUGGCCUUGUGGUUUGCAUAUCAUCAUAUGCAGAAAUUUCAUGCUGGAUGUAUAGUGGGGAGAGGCAAGUGAGUACACUAAGGAAGAAGUAUUUGGAAGCAGUGCUUAAACAAGACGUAGGUUUCUUUGAUACAGAUGCAAGAACAGGGGAUAUUGUUUUCAGUGUCUCAACGGACACACUUCUUGUUCAAGAUGCCAUCAGUGAGAAGGUUGGGAACUUCAUACAUUAUCUUUCAACUUUUCUGGCUGGACUUGUGGUUGGUUUUGUGUCCGCAUGGAGGCUAGCACUUCUAAGUGUUGCCGUGAUUCCCGGCAUCGCUUUCGCCGGCGGCUUGUAUGCUUACACUCUUACCGGCCUUACAUCCAAGAGUCGCGAAUCCUAUGCCAAUGCAGGCAUCAUUGCCGAACAGGCCAUUGCGCAAGUUCGAACCGUUUACUCUUACGUUGGGGAGAGCAAGGCGCUGAACUCUUAUUCAGAUGCAAUACAGAACACUCUGAAGCUUGGAUAUAACGGCGUUUUCAUCCGAAAUGGACAGACCGACGGAGGCAAGGCGUUCACGGCUAUAUUCUCGGCCAUUGUUGGUGGAAUGAGUUUGGGACAGUCUUUUUCGAAUUUAGGCGCCUUUAGUAAAGGCAAAGCGGCCGGAUACAAGUUAAUGGAGAUCAUCAAGCAGAAACCAACAAUUGUGGAGGAUCCUUUGGAAGGCAAGUGCUUGGGAGAGGUUAAUGGAAACAUUGAAUUCAAGGAUGUUGGUUUUAGCUAUCCCUCGCGGCCGGAUGUCAUGAUCUUUCGCAAUUUCUCAAUCUUUUUCCCGGCCGGGAAAACAGUGGCGGUUGUAGGUGGUAGUGGAUCAGGAAAGAGUACAGUUGUUUCCUUGAUUGAAAGGUUCUAUGAUCCAAAUGAAGGUCAAGUUCUGCUUGAUAAUGUGGACAUCAAGACACUGCAACUAAAAUGGUUGCGCGAUCAAAUCGGAUUGGUGAAUCAAGAACCUGCGCUGUUCGCAACCACCAUUCUUGAGAACAUACUCUAUGGAAAACCUGAUGCAACAAUGGCUGAAGUGGAAGCAGCAGCUUCUGCUGCAAAUGCUCAUAGCUUUAUUACCUUGCUUCCCAACGGCUAUAACACUCAGGUGGGAGAACGAGGAGUGCAAUUAUCCGGAGGCCAAAAGCAGAGAAUUGCAAUUGCAAGAGCAAUGUUGAAGAAUCCAAAGAUUCUGCUUUUGGAUGAGGCAACAAGUGCUCUAGAUGCAGGAUCAGAGAGCAUUGUUCAAGAGGCACUAGACCGGCUCAUGGUGGGAAGAACAACCGUGGUUGUAGCGCAUCGUCUUUCGACCAUAAGAAAUGUUGAUACCAUCGCCGUGAUCCAGCAAGGACAAGUGGUGGAGACAGGAACACACGAGGAACUCAUUGCCAAGGCAGGAACCUAUGCAUCACUAAUUAGGUUCCAAGAAAUGGUUGGAAAUAGGGACUUCUCCAACCCCUCAACUCGCCGGACACGAUCCUCCCGGCUCAGCCAUUCCCUCUCUACAAAGUCCUUAAGCCUCCGAUCUGGAAGCUUAAGGAACUUGAGCUACCAAUACAGCACCGGAGCCGACGGCCGCAUAGAAAUGAUAUCUAAUGCCGAGACGGAUAAGAAGAAUCCGGCCCCGGACGGAUACUUCCUCCGGCUGCUGAAGAUGAAUGCCCCCGAAUGGCCUUACUCAAUCAUGGGAGCCGUUGGUUCUGUUCUCUCCGGAUUCAUUGGGCCAACAUUUGCAAUUGUGAUGAGUAACAUGAUUGAAGUCUUUUACUAUAGAAACUAUGCAUCCAUGGAGAAGAAAACCAAGGAGUAUGUGUUUAUAUACAUUGGAGCUGGACUCUAUGCAGUUGGUGCAUAUUUGAUUCAGCAUUACUUUUUCAGUAUCAUGGGUGAGAACCUCACCACUAGGGUUAGAAGAAUGAUGCUUGCAGCUAUAUUGAGGAAUGAAGUAGGAUGGUUCGAUGAGGAGGAACACAACUCAAGCCUGGUGGCAGCAAGGCUUGCAACGGAUGCAGCUGAUGUCAAGUCUGCCAUUGCUGAGAGGAUUUCUGUCAUUUUACAGAACAUGACUUCCCUCCUCACUUCUUUCAUUGUUGCUUUCAUUGUUGAAUGGAGAGUUUCUCUUCUCAUUCUUGCUACCUUCCCUCUCCUUGUCCUAGCUAAUUUCGCUCAGCAACUUUCCCUAAAAGGUUUUGCUGGAGACACAGCGAAGGCGCAUGCAAAAACAAGUAUGAUUGCUGGAGAAGGAGUGAGCAAUAUCCGAACCGUUGCAGCAUUCAAUGCACAGAACAAGAUGUUAUCGGUCUUCUGCCACGAGCUGCGAGUGCCGCAGAUGCGAAGCCUUCGCCGGAGCCAGAGCUCCGGCAUCUUGUUCGGCCUCUCGCAGCUCGCGCUUUAUGCCUCCGAGGCUCUCAUUCUAUGGUACGGUGCACAUUUGGUCAGCAAAGGAGUUUCAACCUUCUCCAAGGUCAUUAAGGUCUUUGUGGUCCUUGUCAUAACGGCCAAUUCGGUUGCAGAGACCGUUAGCCUCGCCCCGGAGAUAAUUCGGGGCGGGGAAGCAGUUGGCUCUGUUUUCUCCAUCCUCGACCGGCACACCAGGAUCGAUCCAGAUGAUCCUGAUGCUGAUCCGGUCGAGUCAAUUCGUGGAGAAAUCGAGCUUAGACAUGUUGAUUUCGCAUACCCUUCGAGGCCAGAUGUGAUGGUUUUCAAGGAUCUGAACCUCAGAAUUAGGGCAGGCCAAAGCCAAGCCCUCGUCGGAGCGAGUGGAUCGGGGAAGAGUUCGGUCAUCGCCCUUAUCGAGCGGUUCUACGAUCCCAUAGCCGGGAAAGUCAUGGUGGACGGAAAAGACAUAAGGAAGCUUAACUUGAAAUCCUUGAGGCUCAAGAUCGGUUUGGUCCAACAAGAACCGGCAUUGUUUGCCGCCUCGAUAUUUGAAAACAUUGCUUAUGGAAAGGAGGGAGUGACGGAAUCCGAGGUGAUCGAGGCAGCUAGAGCUGCCAACGUGCACGCCUUUGUUAGUAGCCUGCCCGAGGGCUACAAAACACCCGUUGGCGAACGGGGCGUGCAGCUCUCGGGUGGGCAGAAACAAAGGAUUGCAAUUGCUAGGGCUGUCCUUAAGGACCCUACAAUAUUGCUUCUUGAUGAAGCAACAAGUGCACUUGAUGCUGAGUCAGAAUGUGUGCUACAAGAGGCAUUGGAGAGGCUCAUGAGGGGGAGGACCACGGUGCUCGUGGCGCACCGGUUGUCCACCAUAAGAGGGGUUGAUUGCAUUGGUGUGGUCCAAGAUGGGCGCAUUGUGGAACAAGGUAGCCAUUCUGAGCUUAUAAGCAGGCCUGAGGGUGCAUAUUCUAGACUCUUGCAACUACAACAUCAUCACAUUUGAGGGACACAAAUGUAAAACAUUUUAGUUUGUUUUUAAUAUAAGGCCUUGUUUGGUUGAGAUCAUUAUGUUUGGCCUCCCAUUAACCUCAUGCUUUGAUUUUUAUUUUUUUUUUCUUUUUAGAUGUAGAUAUAUGCUACAUGAGGUUUGUACCUUGAGGACAAAAAGUACUCUGUUUCCAAUGGAGUAGCUAGUAUUAUUAAAUUAAUCAAAUAUCAAUGGUCCAUAACUAUGUUAUCUAUAUGGUUAUUUGAGCUUUUUGCUUUCUA